This is a messenger RNA of Lodderomyces theae, 303 nucleotides long. RefSeq names its product cytochrome c oxidase subunit VIIa (gene COX9). Gene Ontology annotation, biological process: mitochondrial electron transport, cytochrome c to oxygen. The coding region runs from base 1 to 303 and encodes 100 amino acids. The record is from RefSeq and is a predicted model, not a curated record. Lineage: Eukaryota; Fungi; Ascomycota; Pichiomycetes; Serinales; Debaryomycetaceae. The transcript has a single exon.
AUGGUAGCAUACCACCCAUACUUUAGUUUAACCAAACAGAAUUGGGACGAAAAGAAAAAAAAAAAAGACACCCAGAAGACAUCCAGACAUUAUAUAACUAACAACACAACACACACCAUGGCUAUUGCUCCAAUUACAGGUACUUUGAAAAGAAAGAUCAUAACUGACAUUACCAUUGGUUUUGCUGCUGGCUUCACCUUGGCCACUUUGUACUGGUACACCGAACACACUCCACUCGUUGCCAAGAGAGAAGCUUACUAUGCUCAAUUGCAAAAACAAAAGCAAGCUGAAGAUGUCGCUUAG